GUUUCGAUUCCCGGCUCAACAGUUUCGAUUCCCCGCUGCACACACAGCCGGGGAUGGAAGGAAUGGGAGGAGCUGAGGACAUGGAGGGCACUGAGAAAGAAACCCAAGUUGUGCGACAGAAGGUGGGUUGUGGCAACGAGGUCAUAUCAGGACCCACAAGAAGCCACCCAGCUGCUCAGUGCCUCCUAGCCAGUGUCUUCCUCUGAAGAAGCCCUGCUGAGUCGAGUACUGAGAGAGCCAAGAGGAAUACAAUGCUGCCUGUGACCCAUGUGUUGGCCUUCGGUGCUUGGCUGGUGGUACAGAGCAAGGCUACACCAAGUGCUCCAACAAUCUCCAUCUUCCUGAAGCCACCUGGGGUGAUCCCACCAGGAGGCUCCACCACCAUCUGCUGCAGCUGCCAGCAUGGCAAUGGGAACUUCAUGCUGUACAAGGAUGGCCACCAGCUCCGUACCCUGGAGCAGAGUGGCAGCAGGGCCGAGUUCUCCAUCUCUAAUGCCACCUACAAGGACACGGGUACCUACAACUGCCAUUACCUGGAGGGAGGCACUGUGCUGGCUCGCAGCGAUGGCCUGGAUGUCGUGGUGACAGGGAUCCGUCUCCCUGGACCCAACCUCUCUGUCCUGCCUGGGCAUGAGGUGACUGCAGGAACUCAUGUGAUAUUCCGUUGCACCUCCCCACACCGCAGUACUGGCUGUUUCCUGUACCUGGAGGGCCAGAUCCGAGCCCAAGUACUCUCAAGGGAACAAGAUGACUACAACUUCUCCCAUGUGCAGGAAGGUGAGGGGGGCCACUACAGCUGCCAGUGUUUCACCAAGAAUGCUUCAAUAGAAUGGUCUGCUGUCAGCAAGACCCUGGAUUUGGUGGUGAGAGAUUACACGUUGUGCAACGCAGUGCGCCUGGCGCUGGGGGCCGGGCUGCUGGUCCUGCUGGGGCUCAUUACGGCUGAAGCCACGCGAGGCCGCUGCUGCCGGGGCGGGAGGGCCCACCCUCUCCCCGCAGGCAGCGCUCCCCUGACUGCGACCAGUGUGGGAACACCGGGAUUCCCUUCCCGCGCCUCGCGGUGGGAUAAAUAA
Messenger RNA from Manacus vitellinus (golden-collared manakin), 1073 nucleotides. Its product is annotated as leukocyte immunoglobulin-like receptor subfamily B member 5. The record is from RefSeq and is a predicted model, not a curated record. NCBI's taxonomy places the organism in Eukaryota, Metazoa, Chordata, Aves, Passeriformes, Pipridae. The transcript has 6 exons. The coding region runs from base 252 to 1073 and encodes 273 amino acids.